AUGGAUCUUCGCCAGCUACAUUCAAGUCAAAAAGAAGCUAUGAAGAAAAUUAUGGAAUUUUCUGGAGAAUCUAAUGAACUUGAUAUUGAUGAAUGGUUAACUGAUUUAACCAAUUUAUUUGGAUUAAUGAAAUUAAAAGAUGAAACAAAAAUUCUCGAAACUAUGGGUAAAUUAACAGGAUCAGCUUUACGAUGGUAUCAAGAAAAUUUAGGAUCAUUUACUAAAUGGGAAGAUGCUGAAAAAGCAUUAAGAGAUCGAUUUAAAGAAUUUACAUCAUAUAGUCAAUUGAUGCAAGAUUUUAUUCAGAUCCAGCAAGAAGAAAAUCAAUCAGUAACAUCUUUUUAUGAACAUGUUAUGCGAAAAUAUAAGAAAGCUAAACAAUAUAUUACUGAACAACAAGUAAUUACAGUAUUACAAACUGGUGUCAAAAAUUCAAUGAAAGAAUAUUUAAUUCGAAAUGAAAAGAAUAUUAAUGAUCCUGAAGAAUGGUUACAAUAUGCACGAGAAGAAGAACAUAUACAGAAACGAAUUCAACAACAGCGUAGUAAUAUGGGUUUGGAAACAACAACAACAACACAACCUUUCUUUGAUCCAGUUAUGUCCGUGAGAACAUUUCAACCAACAUCAUCAAAUAAUCAAUCAUCAAACCGAUAUACAUCAACAACAAAGUACCACCAUAAACAAUAUAAUCGUCCGGAAAAUAAUGGUACAUAUUCAACACAAAAUAAUAAUCAAGAUGUUAGAACAACACGGAAAAAUGAUUGGAAUAAUACAACAUCCAAACCUAAUCCAUGUUUAAUAUGCAAUCGAACUAAUCAUCCAACAAUUAAAUGUUAUUACAAGAAAGAAAAAGGCUGGGGGUCGGAUGAUGGCGACGAUCCCCGUGGAGUUCAACAGUCAUCUAUUGAAACAACAUAUAAUCCAAUUUUCGUCAAACUUUUAUGCAACAAUACUCCACAAGAAGCACUUAUAGAUACUGGAUCGGCCAUCACAUUAAUACACAAAUGCUUAUUAAACAAAAUUUCACAUGACAAAUUCAUACCAAGAAUAAAAAAUCAUUUAUCAGCAAGCUGUUCAACAAUAGAUAUUAUUGGUGAAGUAACUCUAUGUAUAAAUAUUAAUGGAAUAAUUACUCUAGUAGUUGCUGAUGUAGCAACAAAUCUAGUAACCAAUUUAAUACUUGGAAGUGACUGGAUUCAAUCAAAUAAUGUUUACAUUCUGACUCCAGAAAAACGAAUCAUGAUUCGACGGCAAGGUAGAGAAGUAUCAACUCCUUUUAUUGAUCCACCACUUUUAAAUUAUCCUGUUACUCUUAUCAAUCAUAUUACUAUUCUUCCUUUUUCAGAACAAGUGGUAGAAGCAAAACUUCGACAAGAAGAAAUGAUGAACGUAUUAUUUGAACCCAAUCCUCGAUUAAAAAAGAAGGCAUUAUUUACAGCAUGUACACUCCUCAACAUACAAGAUGGAAAAGUACGCAUGAGCAUCAUCAAUGCAACCAACCGACAGCAGACACUGUCAGAAGGAACCAACAUGGGUAUGGUGACACAAUUAGCAACAUCAGUCAAUUUUAUUAUUCCACAAGAUCAUUCAGUUCAACGCAUUCCGAAAGGAAAAGCGUGUAUGGAGCUCAUCCCAGAAGGGAAAAGAGCGAAUAUAAACGAUGGAAUAAAUUUCAUUAGUGCUAUUAACAGAUCAUACCAGCAAAAUCAACAUCAAUGUCGAGAAUGUCAACAAUAUUUUCAGACUGGCAAUGAGUUAUUCAAACAUCUCAGGGAUACAUGUUAUCCUGAUGAAAUACGGAAACAAAUAGAAAACUUAGUUGCACAUAUCAAGGAUAACACGCAACAAGAACAAUUGAAACACAUUCUUUGGAAAUAUGGAAAGUUAUUUGAUACCAGUCAACCAUCAAAAAUCGAUAUAGUAUUGAAGAAUGCUAUUGAUACUGGUACACAUCGACCUGUUCACACUCCACCUUAUCGAAAAUCAACCAAAGACCAAGAAGUUUUAACGAAUGAAACACAAAAAUUAUUAAAAAAUGAUCUCAUUGAACACUCCACAUCUCCUUGGUCUUCACCGGUUGUACUGGUGAAAAAGAAAGAUGGAACAACAAGAUUUUGUGUUGAUUACCGUCGAUUAAAUCAAAUAACAACAAAGGAUGCUUUUCCAUUGCCAAGAAUUGAUGAUAUCUAUGAUCAAUUAACCAAAACCAAGUACUUCACGAAACUCGAUUUCAAAGCAGGGUACUUUCAAGUACCAUUAGACGAGGCAGAUCGACCAAAAACUGCAUUCUCCACUAGAGAUGGUCAUUAUCAAUUCAAGGUGUUACCACAAGGAUUAACCAAUGGACCACCAACCUUUCAACGAAUUGUUAAUCAAAUAUUAGGUCCAAAUCGAUGGAAACAUAUGCUGGCAUACAUUGAUGAUAUUAUUGUAUAUUCGAGAAAUUUUAAUGAACAUUUAAAACAUAUUGAAGAAGUAUGUUCUUUAUUACAAUCCGCAAAUUUUAAAUUAAACAUAACAAAAUGUGAAAUCGCAAAAAAUGAAAUAUUAUUUCUUGGUCAUCUCAUUCAAGAUGGAACUAUUAAACCAGAUCCAGAAAAUACUCGUGGUCUAGCUGAAACCAGAGAACCAACAUCAGCUGAAGAAGCAUUUAGAUUCGUCAAAGCAGCUGAAUAUUAUCGAAAAUUUAUUCCAAAGUUUUCAUUCAUUGCUGCACCACUACACAAAUUAUCACCAACAACAUUACAACAACAACAAAAUACAUUAACAAAACAACAAAAAAAAAAUUUAAAACUUAAAGGGAAACAACAAAACCUUCCACAAUUUCAAUUAAAAAUAAAGCGGCCCAUAUACUACCGCUACGACUACCGAAAAAUUCGAUCUCAAUUGCUUGACGAUAAAAUAUACACAAGCAAACAAAUAACAAUUGAUCGAAAAUAUAGUGAAGUCGUUAUUGGCUUUAAAACACAAGAACGAUUUCAAUAUGCAACGAAAAUAAUGAGAAUUAAUUAUUUUUCAAAAGAAAGUUACAAUAAUAGAUGGUAA
Molecule: messenger RNA, 3045 nt
Organism: Adineta steineri
Lineage: Eukaryota; Metazoa; Rotifera; Eurotatoria; Adinetida; Adinetidae
Source: the annotation of a GenBank genome assembly